Molecule: messenger RNA, 765 nt
Organism: Heterostelium album PN500
Lineage: Eukaryota; Evosea; Eumycetozoa; Acytosteliales; Acytosteliaceae
Product: saposin domain-containing protein
Exons: 3
Coding region: 1-765 (254 amino acids)
Source: RefSeq, a predicted model, not a curated record
AUGAAUUUCAAACUAUUAUCUUUAUUAAUCAUACUGACAUUUGCUUCAACAACAUUCUCAACGAAAAUCAAAUCUUUUGUUGGCUUGAGAGAACUCACCCAUCAGAUAGAAGGAUAUGAGAUCUGUGAUAAAUGUUAUACAUUUGUUGAGGAUAAUAUACAUUCUACUGUAAAUAAUAUUAUUCAUGGUGGAAAUAAAUCAUGCUCCGAUAUCUGUAGUGUAUUAAACAGUACUUCUUAUGAUGUUUGUGAGACAAUGUGUGAAACCUUGGGUUUAGAAUUAUUUAUGGUUCUAUUUAGUGUAGUCGAUCCUGAUCCAGUUUAUAUCUGUGAAUUAUUGAAAGUAUGUGAAAUCAAUGAUAAUGGAUUUGCAAAUGUAACAUCUGUUACUGUUAGUCCAACUUCUGCUCCGCAAAAUACUUCUUUCAAUGUCAAUGUGGAUUAUAGUGUAAGCAGUGAAUUGGGUACUGGAACCAUCCAAGUUCAAGUCUGGGCACCAGGAGAUGGUCAGGUUGUCACACUCAACUAUCUCUUGGAGGAAACAACGGUUGGUCAAUACACACAAUCUUUCAUUAUCGAAACCUAUCCAAACGAUAAUUGUAAUUUCACUGCUGGCCUCUACAUGGUAGAUGUACUGAUUUGUGAGGGAUCAUGCCAGUCGACUCACCCACACUCUAAGAUCUACAAUUUGGAGCGUUCACAAUUUACAAUCACUGGAAACGGUGGAAGUGGUAGUGGAAGUAGUGGAUCAUAUUUAUUUUGGUGA